AUGUCUGUCAAGUCUCUUUCCAACCUCUCUCUGACCGGGGGAGCAAAUCACAGCCGUUCAGAUCCCCAGGUGCCCGAGAGGAAUGUCCUGCUCGCUUCCGGGGGAAACGCGGCCGACUUGGUGAUCCGCUGUGUGAUCCCGUCCCUCUACCUGCUCAUCAUCGCGGUGGGCUUGCUGGGCAACAUCACGCUGGUGAAGAUCUUCAUCACCAACAGCGCCAUGAGGAGCGUCCCCAACAUCUUCAUCUCUAACCUGGCGGCCGGGGACGUGCUGCUGCUGCUCACCUGCGUCCCCGUGGACGCCUCGCGCUACUUGUUUGACGAGUGGGUGUUUGGCGAGGUGGGCUGCAAGCUGAUCCCAGUCAUCCAGCUCACCUCCGUAGGGGUUUCCGUGUUCACCCUCACGGCCCUCAGUGCCGACAGGUACAGAGCCAUUGUCAACCCCCUGGACAUGCAGUCGUCAGGGGCCGUGCUGUGGACCUGUGUGAAGGCUGGGGCCAUCUGGCUUGUCUCCGUGUUGUUGGCGGUUCCUGAAGCUGUGUUUUCAGAAGUGGCGCAUGUCGGGAGCUUGGAUAACAGCAGCUUCACAGCAUGUAUACCCUACCCUCAGAUGGACGAAUUACAUCCAAAGAUCCAUUCGGUGCUCAUUUUCUUGAUCUAUUUCCUCAUACCACUUGCUAUUAUUAGCGUUUAUUAUUAUCAUAUUGCAAGGACCUUGAUUAAAAGUGCACACAAUCUACCUGGAGAAUACAAUGAACAUACCAAAAAGCAGAUGGAAACACGGAAACGCCUGGCUAAAAUUGUGCUGGUCUUUGUGGGCUGCUUUGUCUUCUGUUGGUUUCCAAAUCACAUCCUCUACAUGUAUCGGUCUUUUAACUAUAAUGAGAUUGACCCAUCUCUUGGCCAUAUGAUGGUUACCUUAGUUGCCCGGGUUCUGAGUUUUUGCAAUUCUUGUGUCAAUCCAUUUGCUCUUUACCUACUCAGUGAAAGCUUCAGGAGGCAUUUCAACAGCCAGCUCCGUUGUGGGAAGAAGUCCAAUCAAGAGAGAUCAACCAGUUACCUACUCAGCUCAUCAGCAGUACGCAUGACCUCUCUCAAAAGCAAUGCUAAGAACAUGGUGACCAAUUCUGUUUUACUAAAUGGGCACAGCAUGAAGCAGGAAAUGGCACUGUGA
Messenger RNA from Galeopterus variegatus (Sunda flying lemur), 1173 nucleotides. RefSeq names its product neuromedin B receptor (gene NMBR). Gene Ontology annotation, cellular component: membrane. The transcript has 3 exons. Gene Ontology annotation, molecular function: bombesin receptor activity. Gene Ontology annotation, biological process: bombesin receptor signaling pathway. Lineage: Eukaryota; Metazoa; Chordata; Mammalia; Dermoptera; Cynocephalidae. The record is from RefSeq and is a predicted model, not a curated record. Bases 1 to 1173 code for a protein of 390 amino acids.